CGAGUCCGAGCACACUGUUCAUCUCAUCACUUUGGGAUCAAAGUUUGAAGGCACUGUAAACGACGCAGAAAAUCUCUGCGUCUUUGAUCAAACAAGAAUUGAAGAAGAGAGAGGGCUCAAAUAUGGACGCUGAAUUGCUGGAAUUGCAGAGACAAUUCGAGUUCGCGCAGCAAGCGAAAUCGAGCAUCCGAUUAUCUGAUAGAAACGUCGUCGAAUUGGUUCAAAAGCUCCAGGAGCUUCACAUCAUCGAUUUCGACCUUCUUCACACCGUCUCCGGCAAAGAAUAUAUCACUCCCGAGCAACUCAGGCAUGAGAUGGCGGCGGAGAUCAAUAAAUCUGGGCGUGUUUCAUUGAUAGAUCUUGCAGAUGUUACUGGCGUUGAUUUAUAUCAUGUUGAAAAGCAAGCUCAACAAGUAGUUUCAGAAAAUCGGGGGCUUAUGCUGAUUCAAGGAGAAAUUAUAUCAGAGUCUUAUUGGGAUAACGUUGCAGAAGAAAUCAACGAGAGGCUUCAAGAGUGUAGUCAAAUUGCUUUGGCAGAACUUGCUACGCAGUUGAAUGUUGGAUCAGAAUUCGUGGCUUCUAUGUUGGAAGCCCGCCUUGGAACUUUGGUGAAAGGUAGGCUUGAAGGCGGGCAGUUGUAUACACCAGCUUAUGUUGCUCGUGUUAGUGCCAUGGUUCGUGGUGCUGCGAGGGGUAUCACAGUUCCUACAAAUUUGUCAGUCUUAUGGGGAACUUUACAGCAUUUGUUGCAUGAAAUGGAUGGAGCCAGUGGUGUCGCUGUUGAAAGUUCAUUUUUUCAGUCCAUUUUUAAUGGAUUAGUGAAGGAAGGCGAGGUUCUUGGAUCACUCCGUGCAGGAGUUCAUUGGACCCCAACUGUCUUUGCAACUGCUCAAAAGGAGUGUGUAGAUUCCUUCUUUUCACAGAAUUCUUUUAUCAGUUAUGACACUCUGAACAAACUUGGAAUUUCCCAGCCUGUUCAGUUCUUGCUGUCCAGGUAUCCUGAAGGUCUUCCUAUGAUUACUGCAUUUGCUCACCCCUCCUUGAUUGAGAUGUUGGAUUCUGCUGUUGAGGAUGCGAUUGAGCGUGGUAGCUGGAUUGAUUCUCUUUCUAUAUUACCUGCAUCCUUCGGAUCACAAGAUGCGUCUAAGAUUUUGUCACUUUGUCCUUCUGUUCAAUUAGCCCUCAAGGGUAAUAAAGCACUCAUCCUGGGAGAGUCAUAUGUAUUCAAUAAUGGUUUUGUCAAGUCCAUUUAUGAUUGCAUGGAAAAAGAGAUGGAUGCCUUUAGUCUCUCAGGGUCUUCUGGUGUUGUGCUGAGCGAUGACUCAAAAUUGGUUAAGGAAGUUAAAGUUAGAAAUGAUUCCAGCAAAUCUAGUGAGGUAAGCAACACUGGUAAUGAGAAAAAGAAGAAAAAGGGAAAAUCUGCUGGAACAAAAACAGCUGAAAGCAUUCCUGAUGAUGAUGACUACGUUCCUGCAAAAUCUAAGAAAAACCAAAGGAAGGGCAAGGAUGCAUCUUCUAAUCAAGUGUCAGAUACCAAAACAGGAGCUAAAAAGGAUUUAGCUAAAGAUGACAAAAUUAAUGUUCCUUCAGAAGAGUGGGUAACGCAAAAGAUCCUCACUCUGGUUCCUGAUUUUGAAGAGCAAGGUGUAGAAGAUCUGCAGAUAAUACUUAGACCGUUAUCUAACUAUAUGAGGCCUAUGCUUAUUAAUUAUUUGAAAGAGAGAAGGAAGGCGUUAUUUACAGAGAAUACUGAGAAAAUGAAACGGUUGCUUGAUAAUCUGCAAAAGAGGCUUGAUGAGUCUUUCUUAAAUAUGCAGCUGUAUGAAAAAGCACUAGAUUUGUUUGAAGAUGACCAAUCAACUUCAGUUGUUUUGCACAGGCAUUUAUUAAGAACAAUAGCUGCUUCUAUUGCAGAUAUGCUCUUUCAUAACUUGGACAUGCACAACAAAUUGAAGAAUGGAAUUGAAGUCGAAGAGUCUCAGAGUUUAGAAUCUAUCACUCUUAAUUCUGCAGAAAGAAUUGCUCUUGCCAAAAGUUUUCCAGGAUCCCUUACAAAGAAAGCUCUUGCAGUUGUGGAAGCUUUGGAAGGGAAGCGGGUAGAAGCAUUCAUGACUUCACUGAGAGAAAUGGCAGAGGAAAGUGGCUUACUGUUGAAGAAGCUUGACAAAAAAUUGGAAAGAAGUCUUCUGCAUUCAUAUCGCAAGGAUUUGUCAGCUCAAGUUUCUGCUGAAACUGAUCCAGUGACUCUUCUGCCUAAAGUUGUUUCCCUACUCUAUAUUCAG
Hevea brasiliensis (rubber tree) is the source of this 2282-nucleotide messenger RNA. Its product is annotated as E3 UFM1-protein ligase 1 homolog. Gene Ontology annotation, molecular function: UFM1 ligase activity. The record is from RefSeq and is a predicted model, not a curated record. Lineage: Eukaryota; Viridiplantae; Streptophyta; Magnoliopsida; Malpighiales; Euphorbiaceae. Gene Ontology annotation, biological process: response to endoplasmic reticulum stress; regulation of proteasomal ubiquitin-dependent protein catabolic process; protein K69-linked ufmylation. Gene Ontology annotation, cellular component: endoplasmic reticulum membrane.